This is a messenger RNA of Gigantopelta aegis, 1165 nucleotides long. RefSeq lists its product as uncharacterized. The transcript is spliced from 3 exons. Bases 125 to 1165 code for a protein of 346 amino acids. NCBI's taxonomy places the organism in Eukaryota, Metazoa, Mollusca, Gastropoda, Neomphalida, Peltospiridae. The record is from RefSeq and is a predicted model, not a curated record.
UUUGAAAUACACCUGACUGACAAACACAAAUCUGAAUAGUCUCUGGCUUUUUGUUUAAUACACGAGACUUGAUCGACGCAAGUCUCAAUAUUGUGUGGCCAUUCGUUACACCAAAUUUUCAAGGAUGACUUUCGGCGUUUUGGCGGCUCUCUGCAUCACACUGCUCACAGACAGCAGUUGUGGAAUGGUGUAUCCAAACAGAUCGCUUUUCAACUACAUCUGCAUGUUAUCUGAGAAUUCGUAUUCCUCCACGAAGAAGCCAGUAUCCAUCUCAAUUUCUUCUGAGUAUGAAGUGGACGUAUCGAUGUCAACUCCAUUUCUUUCCGCAACUCCAUUUGAAGAGUUUACCCUGAAUGCAGGACAGGGGAGAAAGAUAGCCAUAACGCCAGAAAUCCGUAUGCCAGUGAAUUCGUCAGUAUCGGAACGAUCCAUCUUGAUCCAAGCUACGAAAUCAGUUUCGGUGAUAUUGGUCAACGACAUGGAAUCAAAUUUUGACGUAGUUCAUUUAAUGGAGUUAGAUGCUCUAGGGACGGACUAUGUGGUGUUGUCAUUUGUUACAACUGAACCCAAUGCCUUUAUCGGCAUCGCUGUCCCAUUUAACGAGACAACGAUAAGCAUCAGGCUUCCUGCUAGAGUAAAGCCAAUCGAUGUUUUUGUGAACGGUCGGAUCUUCAGUACAUAUCCUGAACUGACCUUGACAUUGCAGGCUUACGACGCACUUCAAAUACUAAGUGGAGAUGACCUAACAGGAACCGUAAUUUCGUCUGAUAAGAAAAUAGCUGUUUUCUCGGGCAAUACGCGAACAAAGGUGUUUGGACUUUGCCUGGAUUAUAUGAUGGAAGAGAUGCCCAGAGUAUCUGAUCUAGGAAAUGAAUAUAUCGUAUUUUCACCAUACCCAGGACCCGACCGCGACCUUCUGAAGCUUGUUGCCUUAGCAAACAACACAGCUAUAACUGUGGACGGAGGGACAACUCUCAACAUAGAAAGGGAAUUCAACUUUAAAAAUAGGAGGUUUUCCAGACUAUCUGUCCACCACAUACGAGCUACACACCCACUGCUUGUUGGGGGCAUCACGUUCAGCGCUGGCCCCUUAUACUUCAUCAUAUACUCAGGGAUCGCAUGUGUAGAGGUGUUGGCGGUAGUCUUGUCCUCGUCCGAGUCGUAG